Messenger RNA from Sphaeramia orbicularis (orbiculate cardinalfish), 2677 nucleotides. RefSeq names its product sorting nexin 12 (gene snx12). The transcript is spliced from 6 exons. NCBI's taxonomy places the organism in Eukaryota, Metazoa, Chordata, Actinopteri, Kurtiformes, Apogonidae. Gene Ontology annotation, molecular function: phosphatidylinositol-3-phosphate binding. The record is from RefSeq and is a predicted model, not a curated record. Gene Ontology annotation, cellular component: early endosome membrane; retromer complex. Gene Ontology annotation, biological process: late endosome to Golgi transport; endocytic recycling. Bases 206 to 688 code for a protein of 160 amino acids.
UGAGUCAACGCAUUUUUCAGAUUCAAGAAGGGUAGGGCGGCUGGCCCCUGCAACAACACAAAUAAGUCAGUUACUUCCUUAGCUAAACCAUUCGGCUUUCGCAAUCCAUGAAUGUCUUCCGAUGAGAGUUAAGAUUUGGCUGCGCAUUCAGUUGGUUUGACGCAAAUUCUUUGUUGGUCGUCUAUAAAAACCACGAACCGACAAAAUGUCACAGUCUGCGGUGGCCGACACUCGCCGGUUGAAUUCCAAGCCCCAGGACCUUAAUGAUGCUUACGGCCCCCCCAGCAAUUUUCUGGAAAUAGACGUUUACGAUCCACAAACCGUUGGAGUCGGACGGAAUCGUUACACUAGUUACGAAGUUCGUAUGCGGACAAACCUCCCCAUUUUCAAACAUAAGGAUUCCUGUGUGAGAAGAAGAUACAGUGACUUUGAGUGGUUAAAGAAUGAGCUGGAAAGAGACAGUAAGAUUGUAGUACCGCCUCUGCCGGGCAAAGCCCUCAAAAGACGAUUGCCAUUCCGUGGAGAUGAGGGUAUUUUUGAGGAGUCCUUUAUUGAGGAGCGACGAUCGGGCCUGGAGCAAUUCAUCAACAGAAUUGCAGGUCAUCCCCUGGCCCAAAAUGAGCGCUGUCUUCACAUGUUCCUGCAAGAGGAAAGCAUUGACCGUAACUACAUUCCUGGAAAAGUAUGAAUGAAACAUGGACUUGGCACUUCAGUUAAAUUGUUUCAUUUGUACUUUGUCUGAAAAACAAAGGAGUCCAUUCUGCCACAAAUUGACUUUUACAUUACACCUAGCUCUUGACUGUUACAUGUAGUGAACCAUUUUAUCUGGAGGCCUACAGUUCAUUAAACAGUUCAUGUCUAAUCAGUUGAGUGAGCUCAAGUCAGUGCCCGUACAUAAUCAUAUACAAGUUAUGCACUGCAUGCAUCACUUUCCCACUGGAAAACGCCCCCUCAUCCAGGCCUAAGUGGCGUAACAGGCUUCAACACUGCUGCCUUUAGAAGAGAUUAUAGAUUAAGAGCUGUCACGUCAUACUGUUUUCCACAUUAAACAAACACAGCUGUAGCUGGAGCACAAUUUCCCCUACCCUGGUAAAGACAAACAGAAUACAUGGUUUAAAGUGAAUGCAGUGAUCAGAUUAAUCAGCUAGACUUAUUACGUACCACUUAACCAACCAGAAAUAACACACAACUAUUGCAGUAGUUAAAUUAAAAAAAUAGAAGGCUUGGUAAAAAAUUAACCAACUCUAGACCAUCCUGAUAUUUUGCUUUGUGUUUUCCUAGCUAGUACUUUAAAGGCUAAUAUUACACAUAACAUUUUCAUUUUAACAGUAAAAAUGUAAACUGCUAAAAAAAAAAAGUGUCUGACUCGACACUGACUUUAAUGUGUAGACUAUUUAAGUACUUUCCUGUUAGCUGUUAGCUUAACAGUAGUAAUCUAAAAACUAUCAUCUCAAAGUUACGUAUAAUACAUAAUUUUAACUGUUGCAAAGUAAAAAUUUCACAUGGUUAGCUAAAAAGUGUCUGAAAAUAUUGACAUUAGUUCCUGUGUAGGCUAUAUAAAUAUUUGCCCUUAAGUGUAGUAACUUACAGCUACCAGUAAGCUAAGUAGAUGCUAGAAUAAUGGACAUUUUAUAGCUACAUGUCAGAACUAGGAGGCGCUUUUAAUGUAUAAUCAUAUAGCUUUUUGCUAUUUUAGAUGUGUUUUUUGUGUGUUUUCACAGCACGCAAGCUUCACACUGCCACUCAGUUAUCUUUGUCCUACUCAGUGAAUCAGUGUGCAUCCACUAUAUCAAUAGUAAAAAGCAUUACAUUUUACUAAAUACAUUGGUCGCAUGCAAGCAAGAAAACGUGUGAAUGACCUAUUUUGUCAACACCGAAACACAUGAAAUUGAUAUGACGCAUUAGUGAUGGGAAUUGCAAAACUGCAUGAUGCUUAUUGGUGAAGCUGAUGCACGGUAACCCCUGCUGCUCAGGAUAUGUCUGUCCCCCUCUGAUACCUUUUCAUCAAAACUGCAUGCACAUGUGUCAUAUACAGUGUUUUACCUCAGUUUUAUUUUACUGCCUGCUGGAUUAAAGAAGAGUCAUUUCAUUAUAGAAAGUUUUGUUAAAUGCAGUAGGAAAAUAUCAUAUGUGAAAGCUGGUGCUUGCUUCCUGACCAGGUUACGUAAAACACUGACCACUACAAAGAGCAAGGGUCAACAUGUCAGAUAGGGCUGACGCUCUGGAAGCUGAAGAUGUCAUAUGGCUAAUACCUACACUACAGUGCCUGUAUGAAUGUACAAAUGAAACCCAAAUAUGUCUCCCUUAAAGUGGUGGUUCUGGGCUUUUCAGCCAGUAAUGAAUAAUUCUAAUGGUUACUUUGUCUUUGUAUUAUGGGAAAGGUCUUCAGUUGUACAUGUGUCAACUAUGGGAAAUAAGAAUAGAUGGUGCAACCUUGGACAGUGCCUUUGCUUAUUUGUCUAUUGGCCAAGUAAGUGUAUCCUCAAACAAACGCACUGAUAGGAGGAGGCUUUCAACUGUCAUCCAGAAAGAAAAACAUGCACAUGAAUGCUGGCAGCCCUAUUCCACAUGCAUGUCAUUGUGGAUAUUGUAAUAUUUUAUAUAUAGAAAAUAUUGUGCUAGUUAUCUUCAGUACAUUAUUAGGCACUGCUUAAAUAAACUUCCAGCACUGACCAAA